AUGGAAGCAGUGCGUUUCUACUCCGUCGGAACACCACAGAUGACCGCGAUCCGAAAAAAGCUGGUCAUCGUCGGCGAUGGUGAGGGCAGCGAGAGGCGUCCUCUAAGCGUCUUCGGUGAUGGCCAGCUUGCGGAUGCCCCUGUGCCUGCCGUCUUGGAGAACUAUGUCGCCACCAUCGACGUCAGGGCUGAGCUGGCCUUAUGGGACACAGCGGGGCAGGAGGACUAUGACCGGUUGCGGCCACUGUCGCACCUGAAAAGAGGCUCGACCUUGAUGUGCUUCAGCAUCGACUCGCCCGACUUCCUGCACAAACCGGAGUCGUGGAGGCCGGAGGUCCGCCACUUCUGCGCCAGCGUGUCCGUCAUCUUUGCAAAGGUGAUGAACCCCGGCUACCACUUGCCCAUGCUUGCAGAUCCAGCCAUGACGAAGCACGAGCACGGUGUUCCUGAGGAAAAGUGUACCACGUCGGUGAAGACCAACGCCGACGACUCACCUGGAGUACAAUCCGCCAAGACCAAGGACGGUGUGCGCGAGGUGGUCGAUAGUGCAAAAACGGUCUCCUAUCCCAGGUGUAGAGGCCGUAGGAUAUUCAAUUUAUUCCGCAAUAUAGAAUAA
Molecule: messenger RNA, 615 nt
Organism: Rhipicephalus sanguineus (brown dog tick)
Lineage: Eukaryota; Metazoa; Arthropoda; Arachnida; Ixodida; Ixodidae
Product: ras-like GTP-binding protein rhoA
Exons: 1
Coding region: 1-615 (204 amino acids)
Biological process (GO): small GTPase-mediated signal transduction
Molecular function (GO): GTP binding; GTPase activity
Source: RefSeq, a predicted model, not a curated record